Messenger RNA from Equus quagga, 4455 nucleotides. RefSeq names its product spindlin-1. The transcript is spliced from 6 exons. Gene Ontology annotation, cellular component: nucleoplasm; cytosol. Gene Ontology annotation, biological process: gamete generation; regulation of DNA-templated transcription. The record is from RefSeq and is a predicted model, not a curated record. Bases 344 to 1132 code for a protein of 262 amino acids. Lineage: Eukaryota; Metazoa; Chordata; Mammalia; Perissodactyla; Equidae.
UUCUAGUACUUCGCGCAGUGCCUGGAUUGUGAGUGCUCAGAGCCCCCUGGGGCAGUUGCUAGAACUGUCCAGGGGAAGAUCAAGGCUGGCCACUUGUGUCCCGUGUGCUGCACAGGGGGCUGUCAGACUGGUGACUGAGGGAUCGGAGUUAACACGGCGGAGGAGCUGACAAAGCGUCUUGUAGAGUGCUUAUGAUUUCAUAUAUUUUUGCUGAACUUGUAAAAGAGGCACUUGGAUGAUGGAUUAACAAGAACAUUGAAAUUCUGUGAAAAGUUUUCAAAGUGGAGCAUAUUGAAUUUUCACCCUAGUCAAGCAGCUCUGCUGCUCACUUAAAUGCAGAUGAAUGAAGACCCCAUUCGGGAAGACACCUGGCCAGCGGUCCAGAGCUGAUGCAGGCCAUGCUGGUGUGUCUGCAAGCAUGAUGAAGAAAAGGACGUCCCACAAAAAACAUCGGAGCAGUGUGGGGCCGAGCAAACCUGUGUCCCAGCCCCGGCGGAACAUCGUAGGCUGCAGGAUUCAGCAUGGGUGGAGAGAGGGGAAUGGCCCUGUCACCCAGUGGAAAGGAACCGUUCUGGACCAGGUGCCUGUAAACCCUUCUUUGUAUCUUAUAAAGUACGAUGGAUUUGACUGUGUUUAUGGACUAGAACUUAAUAAGGAUGAGAGAGUGUCUGCGCUCGAAGUCCUCCCUGACAGAGUCGCAACAUCUCGAAUCAGCGAUGCACACCUAGCCGACACAAUGAUUGGCAAAGCGGUGGAGCACAUGUUUGAGACCGAGGAUGGCUCUAAAGACGAGUGGAGGGGAAUGGUCUUGGCACGUGCCCCUAUUAUGAACACGUGGUUUUACAUCACCUAUGAGAAAGAUCCUGUCUUGUACAUGUACCAGCUUUUAGAUGAUUAUAAAGAAGGCGACCUUCGCAUUAUGCCUGAUUCCAAUGAUUCACCUCCAGCAGAGAGGGAACCAGGAGAAGUUGUGGACAGCCUGGUAGGCAAACAGGUGGAAUAUGCCAAAGAAGAUGGCUCCAAGAGGACUGGCAUGGUCAUCCAUCAGGUGGAGGCCAAGCCGUCGGUCUACUUCAUCAAGUUUGAUGAUGAUUUCCAUAUUUAUGUCUACGAUUUGGUGAAAACAUCCUAGAUGUCAUCACGAACUUUGCCAAAUUUGUGGAACUAUUAAAUGUAUAAUUUGUAGACAUAAAGACUUGAUUGCUUUCCAGUUUAAUGAAAGCUUAAAUGUCCCUGCGAACCCACAAUCUCUGCCAGCAGAACUGGUUUUGUUCUGAGUAGUACAGAUUUAUGUGACCACAAAGCAUUUUGUGUAAGGAGCUCCUUCCUCUUAAAGGAAGUCUAUCUGUCUGGAGGGGAGUUACAGGCAAGUUUGGUCAAAGUUAAGCUAGUAUCAUAGUCAUUUAAAACUGUAAUGGAUCUUAUCCAUUUUCCCUUCACUCUUAACACUCUUAGUCUGCUGCCACAAUGCAAGCAUAGUUUGGUAUUUUUGUUAUUGCCUUUUUUGAGAUAUAUAUGUAUCUAUAUCUAUAUCUGUGUGUAUAUAUAUAUAAUAUAUAUAUGCACACCCAUAGAUCUGCGUACACACACGCACGCGCGCGCACACACACACACACACACUUCAUUGGCAGUCCUUUCUUUGUGGAUUGGGACAGGGGUUAAAUAAUUUUCUCCAGUUUAACAGGAGUGCUUGACCCAAGUGAGUCAUAUUAGUAUCUUACUGCUCUUUAUUUAAGAUUGAAUUCGGGCACAGGAAGCGCACAGGGACGUGGACGUUCAGCUUGUUCUGAAGAUCAGAACUUCAGAGCGCCUUUCAGUCUGGAGGCUGUAAACCAGGUGUCCAAACAAGACUCGCUUGUGAACAUGACUGACCCGCCUUAGAAUUUGACAGGACGGUUAGAACGGUUAGAAAUCUGGGUAAAAGGCUGCCUUUAAUUCUAAGCUUUGUAAGUUUUUUGUUUACAUUUUUUGUUACCAUAAAUGCUUUCUUUCUCCAAGCCCAGGUCCUUGGUCCCCGCAGUGUGAGGCCACCGGUGUGUUUUGGACAGCACAUUUGGUCCUUGGUUUGCACACAUCAGUAAUCUGGGGCUUCGCACACGGAUUUAAAGGCAACAGAGCGUCAGUGGUUUGUGCCUGUGUGCUAAGUUCCUGGAAGAACACUGCGUUUCUAUUUGAAAUGUCCUUUUAAGAGUGGCGUUGUUGCUUCCUAAUGAGUUCUCUGGGACGCUGUUACUCUCAUGACUGUUAAUUACUGAUGUAGGAUUAUGGUCAGAAGGCUUUUCCACACAAAGGAUGGCGAGACAGAUACCAGCUGAGGUCUGACACCUGUGUGGUGCUGUCCGCUCUGGCUCAGGUGUUGGGGUGGGUGUGUUCCAUUCAGUGGACCUGCCACGUUGGGGUCAGUUGCCUGCGCCAGCUCGCGGGUGUGAGUGAUAGCAGCCCUUAGCUGCUGAAGCCUUUCGUGGCGCAUUCCUGCAGGGUUGUUUUAACUGAAAUAGAACUGUAAAAGUGGUUGGUUUAGCAGUGGACCAGCCAUCUGUCGCUUUGCUUUGGGUGAGCCUGGCGGUCUGAAAGCUAGGAGAAAGGUGGAUGUGGGACCCAUCUCCGUGGAGGCUGGAGAGCUUACCUGAGAUGUGGGCAGAAGGCUAAACGCACAUGCUGUCAGUCAGACCCUGGAGGGCCAGCCCGCUCUGUCGGGGCUGCUCUUGAUGUAGAGACUGUGCCAUUUCAUGGCCUCACUGUGCGUGGUUUGUGCAGUGCCCAGUUUCACCUUCAGGAAAGCUGUGCCUUCUCGUGUUGGAUGUAACCCUGCACACAGUGUAAAUACAGCACCCCAUUCUCUGCAGUGUGCCCAGUGCCUCACCACAGCCAGCCAGGGGUGACCUUCUCCCUGCAGCCAGUCCCCAGGUCUUAGAAGCCCCUCCCUGCCUGAACAGCAUCAUGCCACAGAUCUGUCCCUUGUCUUCCUGGUGAUUCUCGUAAGAGUUGCUGCGUGUAAAUCUCCAGGCCGAGCCUGGCUCCCUGAGCCCCAGCAGACGUGCGGCCCAGAGAGGGAGCGUGUCCAGCGCGCUGACUGUGCACACAUGGCACAGUGACUUUGGGCUAAAAAACACAGUACUUUGGCAGUUUCCUGAGGUUGGGUCAGGGGACACAUUUCCAGCAUUACUUAAUGACUUGCAUUGUGGUUUUCCUGCAAGUACUUUUAGCAACUUUAAUACCAUGUGAUCUGCCACUCUAGAUAAAUGUGACAUGGGAUUAUUAUUUGUAUCAUUAUUUUAAUCGUCGUUCCAUGUAUUGUUUUUAGGGCUGAAGGAAGGGGAAGGGGUUAUUUUUGUUUUCUAUUUUUUUUCAUUCUUUUUUCUUUUGGUGGCUUAAACCACACUUAAUGAUGCUGUGACUACUUCUGCUCCCUAGCCGAGUGUUCAGGCUUCGUUUUAGGCUCAUGUUUCAGAUCUGCAUGCGUUGCUUGCAUUUUCCUGGUACCUGAAUGUUGGUUCCUUGUUCUAGGAAUCCAACAUCAAUUUCCAAAAUUAUCAUGGGACUUGUGACAACACAAGACAUGAAUCUCUGUAUAAAACGUAUUGGCCUUCCUCAUUGACCUGCUAUAGUAUUACUGUGUCGUGUGUGCGUGUGUGAUGUCCGGCUGCCACGUAACCUUCAGAGGAAAACCUUCAAAGCAGACCAUCCUUUUGCAUGCUCUAUUCUAAGUAGAAUGUUCAAUGUAACUAACUGAACUUGCAUGUUAAAGAUAUUUAGGUUUUUUGUUUUCUCUCUUUGUUUUUGUUUGUUUUCAGUUUUCUGUGUAUUUGCUUACUGUGCUGUUCAGUGGUUGUAGGAUACAAUGCACUGGUGAAGCAGUGUCGUGCCAUGAGGGUGGUUCUCCAGUUGUCUGUCAUGCAGCAUUUGAAGGGACUGUGGUUCUUCACGCAGUCAGUACUUCCAAACCAGACUGCAUUUCUGUUGUUUCACGUGCCAAACCCCGAAGUGCAUUGGGCUUGAAUCUCUGAACGCUGUGGACCCAUCAGAAGACUGUUUUGAUUGUCACAAAUUGUAGUGCCUGAAAACAUUCUUAAGCUGAUUGUCUUAAAAAAAAAAAAAAGUUCUCCAAAGACAAAACAGGAACGGUUAUUAGAACAAAACAGCGAUGGUGGAAACGUCUGUGGUUCCUUGAAAUGCUGCGCUUUCUGUACUUUCCAUCAUUAGUGCAGUUCGAACGAAUGUGUCUAGUUCAGAGGUCUUCGUGUUCGCAUUUUAAAAUUAGGUAAAUGACCUCAUCUCUCAAGCUUGAAUUCGUUUUUAAUUUUAUUUUAUACAGUGUGUAGACGGUCCCCUGUUCUCUGCAUUUAGAAGUAUAAACAAUAUAAAUCUGUUAAUUCUGUAAGUAAUUUUUAUAAUUAUGAUGUAACUCUAUCCUAUCCUUAAAACAUUUAAAAUAAACCCUUUAUGUGCAACUUU